AUGAAAAAAAUAUAUAAAUUCUCAUUUGAAUUAUGUCGAAGGAUUCAUUUUAAGAGUGCCAAGGAGUGGAAGCAAUUCAUGAAUCCAAAAAUUGAUGGAACAAGAAUUAAAAAAAUCAGGAAUGUCAGUGAAAAUGAUAUGAUACAUAAACAUCAGAUUUUAAAGUACCCAUAUUUCAAAAUGAAAAAAAUUGGAAAAUAUAAUAAAAUAAUAAAAACUAGCGAUUUAUUAUUUAAUCGAAAUAUAGAAAUUAUUUAUGAUUAUCGUUAUUGUGAUAUAUUUCAAAAAUUAAAAGAUCUUAUAUCCUUCAAUUUGAAAGGGGUCGUCAUAAAAGAAAAAUGUACAGACGACCUUACCUUUGAAAUAUAUGACUGUUUACAAAAUAAAAUAUUAAUCAAAAAAAAAAACGAAGAGUUUCAAGCGGAUGAUCUCUUCAAAGAGAUGUUUGAAAAAAUAAAACAAAAUGGAUGA
This is a messenger RNA of Plasmodium adleri (nom. inval.), 471 nucleotides long. Its product is annotated as conserved Plasmodium protein, unknown function. The coding region runs from base 1 to 471 and encodes 156 amino acids. The record is from RefSeq and is a predicted model, not a curated record. The transcript has 4 exons. Lineage: Eukaryota; Apicomplexa; Aconoidasida; Haemosporida; Plasmodiidae.